Molecule: messenger RNA, 2015 nt
Organism: Bactrocera latifrons
Lineage: Eukaryota; Metazoa; Arthropoda; Insecta; Diptera; Tephritidae
Gene: Ttc30
Product: tetratricopeptide repeat protein 30 homolog
Exons: 9
Coding region: 22-1980 (652 amino acids)
Biological process (GO): intraciliary transport
Cellular component (GO): axonemal microtubule; intraciliary transport particle B
Molecular function (GO): intraciliary transport particle B binding; protein binding
Source: RefSeq, a predicted model, not a curated record
GCAAAAUAUAUUGUGUUAAUAAUGCUGCAUCAAGGCAUAAUCUUAAGGGAAGGCCAUAUAACGCGAACCAUCUACAAUUUGAUCAAAGACAAACGCUACGAUGAUGUGAUUGAGUGCAUGGUGAGUUUCGGUGAGGCAGCUAACACCAGAGCGGGUCUCUCUACGCUGGGCUAUUGCUACUAUCACGCACAGAAAUAUGAAGAGGCCGCGACUUGCUACGAGCAAUUGUGCACGCUGGUGCCAAAGGAAGCAAAAUAUAAAUUUUAUUAUGCACAAUCGCUCUACCAGGCGGGUAUUUUCGGGGAUGCACUGCGCACCUUAAAGCAAAUCAGCGAACACGAAGGACUGCGGGAGUCUUGCUUACAACUACAGAGCGCCAUACUCUACUCCAGUGAGGACUUUGCGGGCGCGCAGAGCGUAUUGAAUCAACGUGCCGCCGGCAAUGCGGAAACACUCAACGAUGAAGGCUGUCUACUCUUUCAUGCCGACCAAUUUGAGAAGGCGGUACAGCGUUUCUCGAACGCUUUGAAGGUGGGCGGCUUUAAUCCGCUGGUGGCAUACAAUUUGGCAUUAUCGCAUUUUCACAAGAAGGAAAAGACCCAAGCCGUUGAAUACACUACGGAGAUUGUGGACCGCGGCAUACGCAAUCAUCCGGAGUUGGGCAUUGGCGCGCAAAUCGAUACUGACGGCAGUGCGCGCAGUGUUGGCAAUCCAAUUACGAUGGCCAUGUCGGGCAUAACACAGGCGUUGAACUUGAAAGCGGCUAUCGAGUAUCAGGAUGGCAAUUUGGAUGCGGCACACGAUUCGCUGUUGGAUUUGCCGCCACGCUCCGAAAGUGAAUUAGAUCCGGUUACAUUGCAUAAUAUGGCAUUGACCGAUCCGAAAGGUCCGGUAGCCGGUUUGCGAAAAUUGGCGUUUCUUUUGCAGCUUGGACCACCAGCUUGUCCCAAGGAGACUUUUGCGAAUAUCUUAUUGAUUUGUUGUAAACAUGAAAUGUACGAAAUGGCUGCCGAUAUACUGGCGGAGCAUACGGAUCUAACCUAUAAAUAUCUGUCGCAGUAUCUCUACGAGCUGCUCGACGCUUUGAUAACUGCACAAACCUCUUCGGAAUUGGCAGAGAAAAAAUUAGGAGUCUUAGCCUCGAGCUUAGCGGGCAAACUACGCAGUCUGGCUGCCAAAGUGCAAGAGAUGCGCGGCACCACCGAUCAACUGGCGCUACGCAGUGCUCUGCAGGACUACGAGAACGCUUUGGAACUUUACAUGCCGGUUGUGUUGGCACGCGCUUGGAUUUACUGGCGUGAUGACGACUUUGUCGGCGCCGAGCGUGAGUUCCGCGCCAGUGCUGAAUUCUGUUCGGAGAACUCCGUUUGGCGUCUCAAUGCCGGUCACGUGCUCUUCAUGCAGGGCGACAAGUACAAAGAGUCCGCAGCAUUCUAUGAGCCGAUCGUACGGCAGCACAAUGAUGACAUAAUGUCAGUUCCCGCGGCGGUUUUAGCAAAUCUCUGCGUCUCAUACAUAAUGACCUUUCAAAAUGAAGAAGCCGAGGAGCUGAUGCGCAAAGUGGAGAAAGCCGAAGAAUUGAAGGGCAACAUGGGCAAGCAGUAUCAUCAUUUGUGCAUAGUUAAUCUAGUUGUGGGCACACUGUAUUGUGCGAAAUCCAAUUAUGAAUUCGGUUUGUCGCGCAUUGCGCACGCUUUGGAUGGCGGCAAUGGUGCUCGUCUCUAUGCAGACACUUGGCUGCAUGUGAAGCGUUGUGUGUUGGGUCUACUCACAGGUAUGGCGAAACAGAAUAUUAUUCUGCCAUAUCCAGCUGUGCAGGAGGUGCUGAAUUUCUUGAAAUCUUGUGAAGUUUACGGUCUCUUCACACCCGCCAACAUCUAUGCCGCCACUGACGAAGUGCCCGCUGAACCCUUAACCAUCGGCUUGGAAGCAAGAAAGCUGCGUCUACUGUUGAUUAAACUGAGCGAAUAUGAGCAGUGAACUGAAUUUUAUAAAUUAUAAAGUUGUUUCGUAUG